AGCAAAGAUGCAGAACACACAGAAAAAGUAUUAUAUCCAUUUUCUUCAAAUGCCAGUCAAUGAAAUCAACUCAGCAAGUUUCUUUAGAAAAUAUCAAAAAACCAAACUAAACUACUAAUUUCUCAUUUCUCAUCUCUUCAAGAUCUCAAUCAUGUCAUUGUAUAACACUCCAAAGUUCUUCAAGAUUAUCCAAAAUCAUGAACUGCAAAAUGGUGAAAUAAGAAUACCAAAGAAAUUUGUGGGAAAAUAUUGGAAAGGAAUGCCGAAUCCGGUAGUGAUUACACUACCAAAUGGUGUUGAACAAGAAUUAUUUUGGGUGAAGCAUGAUGGAGAUAUAUGGUUACAAAAGAAUUGGGAGAAAAUAGCUAAGUUUCUCAAAUUUGGUUAUUUAGUUAUUUUUAAAUACAUUGGAGGAGUAUCUUUUAAGCUUAAGAUAUUCGGAAUCGAUUGUUUGGAAAUCGACUAUUCCAAAAUUAAGUUCAGAGAUGAACAAGUUGUGAGUGAUGAUGACAGUGUUGAAGUUACAAAAUCACAAAAGAAGAGAAAAAUGAAAGUUGAAUUUGAUAUUGAUACCUUAAGUGAUGAAUUAUUUGUUGAUCAAACUAACAUUGCUGGUACCUCUCAAACAAGAAAAAGGGCUAGUAAUAGAAGAAUCAUGAAAAAGAAGGCCACAAAAUGCUCAACUAAUGGAAUAGGUAUAGGUACUAGCAGAGGUGUGACUCCAAGUUUUAAACUGAAAUUGACAAAAACUUAUGCAACAGGCUAUUUAUUUAGAAUUCCAUGUGAUUUUUCAAGAACAUACCUGAAAGAUUUUGAAGGAACUGUGAUUAUGAGAAAGAUGGGUGAGGAUAGGAUUUGGAGGAUGGAUGUUAGAUAUGAUCCUGAAGGUGAUUUUUCCAUUGUGAAUAGUGGUUGGAAGCCAUUUUGCGAGCAAUAUAACUUGCAAACCCGAGAUGUUUGCAAGUUUGAGAUGACUCGAUCCAAACCACUUUCUUUUGCUGUCGCUAUUAACCGAGCCAGAGGGUUAUAAUUUGAGGAAGAUGCUGCAAUAUUAGAAUUGUAUUUUGUGGGGCUUGUUGUUUGUAGUUUGAUAUAUUUUGAUGAUUUCCAGCUCUUUGUUAUGUUGCUUUUUAGUAUUUUUCAAACUCAAAUUAUGAGUACUUAAUUAUGAUAUAUGUAUCUAUCCUACUUGAAUAUUGGUAGCAA
Messenger RNA from Trifolium pratense (red clover), 1206 nucleotides. Its product is annotated as B3 domain-containing transcription factor VRN1-like. The transcript has 5 exons. Gene Ontology annotation, molecular function: DNA binding. NCBI's taxonomy places the organism in Eukaryota, Viridiplantae, Streptophyta, Magnoliopsida, Fabales, Fabaceae. Bases 152 to 1030 code for a protein of 292 amino acids. The record is from RefSeq and is a predicted model, not a curated record.